Molecule: messenger RNA, 2750 nt
Organism: Bolinopsis microptera
Lineage: Eukaryota; Metazoa; Ctenophora; Tentaculata; Lobata; Bolinopsidae
Product: ubiquitin-conjugating enzyme E2 Q2-like
Exons: 4
Coding region: 765-2087 (440 amino acids)
Biological process (GO): RNA processing
Cellular component (GO): nucleus
Molecular function (GO): mRNA binding
Source: RefSeq, a predicted model, not a curated record
CAAAUAAUUUGAGAACUAGUGUGAUGUCUCUUACCAUGUCUCUACGAAAAGCUCUUCAAACACUUCCUGCUCUUAGACACAUGAGCACGGGAUCUCAGGACCCGAUAGCAGCCCUGUUCGCAGAGAAGCUGUCCCAAUACAAGGCACUGGCAGUUGAUAAGGGAGACAUGGUUGACGUUAGCGAGAAGGACGUGGCCGAACAGCAGCUCCAGCUGGAACGUCUCAAGAAGAUGUACAUGGUAUCGGGCGACGUGCAGUCCUUCCCUGAGGCUAAAUUCUAGAAUCUUCUCUGCUGUGUGUCAUGUUGUAAUUUAUUGGCGAGAUGCCAAGUGAGGAAAGUGGACUGUAGUGUAGCCAGCAAGGAGAUCAGGUUUCAAAAUAUUUAUCACGUUAUCUUGAGGUGUUCUAGCUGGAAUUUUGGUCAUCAUAUUUUGUUCUGUAGGAAACUUACUUUCGUUGUUUGUUGGUAAUACCUCAUUUUUAUUUCCAUUACUUGUCUGAUGCGAUUAAGUCAAUUUUUUUCCUAACUUAUUUGUAUAAAUCACAUUCGUAAGCUUAUUAGGUUAUUACGAAUUUCAUUGUUUUGAACGUGUAUAAAAAGAAAGUCUGAUCAAAGUUGACGCUCAAAAUUUUGACAUAUUGACAUUAGGAAUCCAAAUAACUCUAAAUGUGAUUGAAAUGGACAUGUAAAAUGUAAAUGUAGCGUGUAAUAUAUUAUUAUUUCAUUAAUUAACGCUUUAAUAAUCUACGUAACUUUAUUAAGCAUGGAGGGGUUCUACACUGCCGAGACGUUGUUUCAGUUCGAUGACCUGGACUUCAAUGCCUCCAAUACUAUGGACAACCGUAAGAUUGUGGCAGGAGCAGACACUGAAGAGGGACCGGACAAGUCCACAGUAGGUGAUCUCAUGAUCAAGGAACCGGACCUCUUGACCCCUCCAACUACCACCAACAUUGCUCUAGAUAACAACAAGCACAGCGUCAUCAACAACAACAACAACAGCAAUAACAACAGCAUUAGUAACACCCCUAACACACCAAGUGGCACGCCUAUCACGGAACUGGAUCACGUCACUAAGGCGAAGAUCUUGGAACAGGUCGAAUUUUACUUCAGCGACGCCAACGUCACCAAGGAUAAGGAGCUCGCGAAGCAGAUUCGUCGAAAUGAAAUGGGUUACGUAUCAAUAAAGUGGAUCACGUCAUUUCGCAAGAUACAAGCUUUGACUCAAGAUUGGAAAGCUGUUUCCAAGGUCCUGCAGGAGUCCACUCAGCUGAAAGUUUCGACGGAUAAAAAGAUGGUGCGUCGGAAGCACCCGAUACCCAAGAAAAGUGACCAGUUUGCAGAUAAAACAGUGAUGGCCAGCAACUUGCCGCUCUCUGAACGUAGUGUUGAUUGUGUGAAGGACUAUUUUAAAGGAUUUGGUCGGGUGACUCUGGUUAGGUUUUUGUCGCCAGGUAAACCGUACCCUGACGACAUCACCAGUUUGCACUUACCAGGGUGGCGAGGCAGCCCCACCGCUGACAUGGUUGCUGUGGAGUUUGAGACAGUGGAGGCGGCAGAGCUGGCUGUUCUGAAGCUGUCUGACAGUAACAACUGGAGGAGCUCCUCUCAAGUGCAGCUGUUGAGGACAAGACAGCAGAAACAGUUGGGUGCCGACAAGAUAAUGCAUGGUCCCAAAGUAAGGAAGUCUUCAGAGCACUGUGCUAUGGCGUACUCUCUGAACCACAGCACGGGCGUGCCACGUGACAGCAACGGGUAUGGUAUGGCAAAGAGUCUUCCAAAGCAAAUGUUUGGAAUGUCAAUAAGUGGCACGUCACCCACUGCUGGCUCCUCGCCACAAAGUCACAUCGUGAAACGCCCCGAGAAGUCUCCUCAUUCCUACUCAAGCCGGUCCUCAGUCACGCGGUCUGGAACCGCAGGAUCGUACAGCGACAGUUUCAGCUGCAGCCCCUCUGCUAAUUCGUAUCUGGGUCAGCGCCUUGCCCACGAGAAGAGUCACGCAAACGGCCCCGCCUUGAUCGCAAUGGUUUUGACUCGAGAACCUAGGGGUCCUGACGGGUCCAGGGGAUUCGGACACCGUAAUAACUGAUAACGACAAAUUCUUUUGUAGUUUAGGAGAAAACGCAUGUUUUUAUACGAUUAAGAAUUUGUAGGGCAUUUUCGAUUAAAAAUGACGAUUUAUAUGAACAUAUCCAUCAUGAACCAUGUUAUCAAAUUGUUUGCAAGAUUAUUUGAUUAUGUUUCUGCCGCAUUUUUACAAAAAAAAAAACAGAAGACUGACUAAUUGUCAAAAAAAAUGAAAAAGUAAGUAUUUUCAUUUCAAAUUGUUCGAAUAAACGCCAAAAUUAUUGUCACAAUGUCGUACUUACACUGCGAGAAAAAGCAGAUUGAUUGUUUCAAUUUUCAAAAUGCUUAGAGUUUAUUAAAUUAUUGCAGGCUUUUCAGAUGUAUCCCAAUCUACUGUAGGUAAUUUAUUUAGAAUUGUGAUAGCAAUUACCUUUUUGCAAUGUUGAAUAUUUAAGAACAAAUGCCAUCAUAAUGAUUCGAAUUCGUGGAUCAGUAAAACAUUUGUGGCUAACUUUAAUGCAUUUUGUUACGAAAGGAUCUUGACGUAAGGAUUAACUGCUUCAAACGCAGAGUGCUUUUGAAAAUAUGUAAUUUCGCGAUCUUAAGAUAAUUUUCAAGAAGGACAGUGUACUAUGUUGCCUGUAAAUAUGUGUUUUGAAAAUAAUUUCGUUUCAUUUUACAUAAA